Daucus carota subsp. sativus is the source of this 1851-nucleotide messenger RNA. Its product is annotated as pectate lyase. Gene Ontology annotation, molecular function: pectate lyase activity. The transcript has 4 exons. NCBI's taxonomy places the organism in Eukaryota, Viridiplantae, Streptophyta, Magnoliopsida, Apiales, Apiaceae. Bases 282 to 1613 code for a protein of 443 amino acids. The record is from RefSeq and is a predicted model, not a curated record.
AUACUUUCAUUUUGUGGUAACUAGACAAUGUUGCAGCUCUAUCGCCCAUCAACAUAUCAUACUUGUCCAUCUUCGAAACUCCUGAUCUUGAGAACUCACAUUUGUUCAGGCCAAGUUGUAGGUGCCGAAUCGCGUUAAUAUUUUAUAUGAUUGCUCUACACAUGUUUAACGUGUCCGUAUAUGAUCAGACAGGUGGAUCAGUUUACACUUUGGUUUAUUUGCCAGGCGUUGAGCUUAGACGAAAGGUUUAAGGUAAACCUGCAGCAUUGAGACAUAAAAACAUGAAAAUGAAAGGUUUGAAGCAUGCAUUGUGUUUUGUAUAUGUUGGCAUUGCAAUGGUUUCUGCUGCUUCGGUGGAGCUCAAUGUCACGAAACAGGACGAGAUGAUAUGGAAGGCAAGAGCUGAGAAUGCAAAACAACACGCGAUGGCUGCUUUUGAUCCUCAUCCCCAUGAUGUCACCAAUCAAUUGAAUAGCCAUGUCCACAAGGCCACGGAGAAGGAUCAUAACAGCACGAGAAGGGGCUUACAUGGAAUAAAGAGAACCGGCCCUUGUAGAGCUACGAACCCUAUAGACCAAUGCUGGAGAUGUGAUCCGAAUUGGAUGAAAAAUCGGAUGAGGCUAGCGGAUUGUGCCCUUGGGUUUGGCCGCAACACCACAGGUGGCAAAGGGGGCAAGAUAUAUGUAGUUACUGAUCCAUCCGACACUGACAUGAUUAAUCCUAAACCCGGGACCUUACGACAUGCAGUGAUUCAAGCCGAGCCUCUUUGGAUCAUAUUUAAACACGGCAUGAUAAUUAGAUUAAAUGAAGAACUUAUCAUGACGAGUAAUAAGACUAUUGAUGGACGCGGAGCUCAAGUUCACAUUUGUUCGGGAGCUGGAUUGACGAUACAAUUUGUUCAGAAUGUGAUUGUGCAUAACCUUCACAUUCAUGAUAUUAAGGCUGCUAAUGGUGGAAUGAUCAGAAGUUCCGUGGACCAUUAUGGUCUUCGGUCCAGGAGCGAUGGUGAUGGUAUCUCGAUUUUUGGAUCUUCUCAUGUUUGGAUUGAUCAUAUUUCUAUGUUCAAUUGCCAGGACGGGUUAAUUGAUGUUGUCGAGGCUUCCACCGCGGUUACCAUCUCAAAUUGCCACUUCACAAGGCAUAAUGAGGCGCUUCUGUUUGGCGCAACUGACAGCUACACAGAGGACAAAAUAAUGCAGAUAACGUUGACAUUCAAUCAUUUCGGGAAAGGAUUGGUUCAAAGAAUGCCGAGAUGUCGAUUCGGAUUUGUGCAUGUAGUCAACAAUGACUACACUCACUAUCUAAUGUACGCAGUUGGUGGAAGCUCUAAUCCCACCAUUCUUAGCCAGGGGAACCGCUACGUAGCUCCAAAAGAUCCCAAUGCUAAAGAGGUUACAAAGAGAGACUACGCAGACGAAAGUGAAUGGAAGCAUUGGAUAUGGAAAUCACAGGAAGACCUGAUGGAGAACGGAGCAUUCUUCGUCGAAUCCGGGGAUCCUAAACAUGUGUUUCCUACUGGUAAAGACAUGAUAGUUCCGAAGCCAGGGACGCUUGUAAGUAAGCUCACAAGAUUUGCCGGUGCUAUUGCCUGCAAAGAAAACAAACCAUGUUAAUACAUUGUCAACAGAGCAUCUUUUUAACUUGUGUCAUAGCUUUAAAAUCAUUAGGCAUAGAGGAAGAAGUAGGAUGAUGUUUAUUUCAUAGUUUUUUUUCCUGGUACGAGAUUUGUACUCCAUGGAAGUAGUGAAGAGAUUGUGAUGAAACCAUAGGUUUAGUAUAUGUACAUGGACUACUCGAUUCCGAUUUAAUUGUACAUUAAUAUUAGGCAAUGCAUCGGGUUUUUCGACCUAC